AUGGGGAGCUUCAUAAUUUAUCUUACAAGCUCUAUUGGUUGUUUGUUCGUUUUUCGGUUUCUGAUACGGUUUUUGAUGAAAGUAUGGUGGACUCCGAUUCGGAUUCAGUCUAUGUUAAGAUCACAAGGAAUAGAUGGUCCUUCUUACAAAUUCAUCCAUGGUAAUUCCAAAGAGAUAGCCAAGAUGGAACAUAAUGCCUCGAGCAAUCCUAUCGAAUUGUCGCACCACUUGCUAUUCCCAACUGUAUUGCCACACACCUAUCAAUGGACCAAGCUUUAUGGGAAGAAUUUUCUGAGUUGGCAUGGUCCGCAAGCUCGGUUCGUGACAACAGAAUCAAACCUGAUUAAAGAGAUCUUUAACAAUAGAGAUGGAAUAUUCCCCAAAAGAGAACCUGACGUAUAUGUUAGGAAGCUUUUAGGGUAUGGACUUGUCACAGCUACAGCAGAAAAUUGGUUUAAGCAGCGUAAAAUAUCCAAUCAAGCUUUCCAUGCAGAAUCCUUGAAAGGAAUGAUUCCUGGGAUGAUCGCAAGUGUGGAGACUAUGCUUGAAAGAUGGGAAAAUGAGGGUAGCAAGGAGAUUGAUGUGUACAAAGAGUUCAAGAUUUUAACUUCUGAAAUAAUUUCCAGGACAGCUUUUGGAAGCAGCUAUUUGGAAGGACAGCACAUUUUCGACAUGCUAAUGCGAUUUGCGGUCAUUAUUUCGAAAAACAAGUAUGAAGUCAGAAUUCCUGGAAUCAGGAAUCUUGUAAAAACCCAGGAUGAUAUUGAAUCAAAGCGGUUAGAACAAGGGGUACGAAAAUCGUUCAUAAAUAUGAUAAAGAAAAGAGAAGAGGCAGCAAUGAUGGAUCAAUCUGCAAAUCGUUAUGGAACAGAUUUUCUCGGAUUAAUGCUCAAGGCACAUCACGAAGCUGAUAAGGCGAAAAAUUUAUCAUUAGAUGACCUGAUUGAUGAGUGUAAGACCUUCUACGUCGCAGGACAUGAAACAACCGCAAGCUUACUCACCUGGAUUAUUCUGCUACUAGCUAUGCACCAAGAUUGGCAAGAUAAAGCCAGAGACGAGAUCCUUGAAAUCUUUGGCAGGAAAACUCCAUUUCCUGACGGGCUUACGCGACUGAAAAUUGUGAGCAUGAUUAUCAAUGAAACGCUACGGCUAUAUCCUCCCGCUAUCCUUCUUGACAGGAAAAUUGAAAGGAAAGUAACACUAGGGAAGUUAAUUCUGCCCGCGGACAUUAUAGUUGAAGUUCCAAUUCUAGCAAUUCACCAUAAUCCUGAAAUAUGGGGAGAAGAUGCUCACCAGUUCAAACCCGAGAGAUUCGCAGAAGGCGUAGCCAAGGCUACUAACAACAAUGCAGCUGCCUUUCUUACAUUUGGUUUAGGAGCUCGAAAUUGUGUGGGUUCAAGCUUCACAGUUACAGAGACAAAGAUCGCGCUGUCCAUGAUUCUGCAGCGCUACAGCUUUUCGCUCUCACCAUCUUAUGUUCACUCACCUUUUGUAUUACUCACCCUAAGCCCAAAACAUGGAUUACCAAUCAUAAUUCAGAAAUUAUAGAGCAACACCAUAAGUUGAACAAACUUAUAAGAACAAGUGUAGAAUGCAUAAUAACUAGUAUUAUAAGGACAAGCUAAGUAGCUCAUGGUUUCGGCUUGGCUUAGUAGGAUCUUCUAAGGCAAAUUGUAAU
This is a messenger RNA of Mercurialis annua (annual mercury), 1678 nucleotides long. RefSeq names its product cytochrome P450 CYP749A22-like. The transcript has 5 exons. The record is from RefSeq and is a predicted model, not a curated record. NCBI's taxonomy places the organism in Eukaryota, Viridiplantae, Streptophyta, Magnoliopsida, Malpighiales, Euphorbiaceae. The coding region runs from base 1 to 1548 and encodes 515 amino acids. Gene Ontology annotation, molecular function: heme binding; iron ion binding; oxidoreductase activity, acting on paired donors, with incorporation or reduction of molecular oxygen.